AGGGGGAGAGAAAGUGCUGCUUUGUGAAUGACGGGAGCGGCGGAGGACACAAAACCAAAGUUUAGCGCUGAGAUUUCCGACGAUUCUACAUCCAGCGGAGGAAGUUUUUUCGGACGCGCCGAGCGGAAGAGCCCACCUGGCCGAGGAGCGAGCGAGCGAAACGCGAAGCUGCCCUGCUCCUGUUGAGGCGUCUCAGAAAGCUGUAAGUCAUGGUGGUCUGCUUGGCCUUCACUGCCUGGUGUCUCAGCCUGGUGGUGGUAGCUAGUGCUGACCCCUGCCUCAUCAUCAGCGAGAUCAACGCCGACAACCCCCGACUGGACACCACUGAGUUCGUGGAGCUGUAUCACACCAGUGGAAAGCGGGCUUCGCUGGAGGGCUACACCCUUGUGUUCUAUAAUGGAAAUGGAAAUGUAGCCUACAAGGUGCUGGACCUCAAGGGCUACAGCACAGACGACCGAGGUUUCUUCCUGGUGGGCUCGGUGGACAUGCUGCCCAAACCGGCCAUCCUCCUGCCUCCAAACACAGUCCAGAACGGCCCCGACGCCAUCGUCCUCUACCACACAUCUGCUGCUCGCUACAGUGAGAAGAUGAACGUCACGGCCGUCGGUUUAGUGGACGCCGUCGUGUACAUGACUCGCCGGACGGGAGGCGCAGAGUUCCUCGCUGAAACCCUGACACCCGGUGAGCCAGCGUUCGUCGAGGAUGAAACGACGCUUGAAGGUGACGAGUCAAUCGAGAGGUGCCUGCUGUCUGAAGACCGAUGGGGCUUUCAGGUGUCUUCGCCCUCCCCGGGUCAGCGGAACAACUGCACUCCACCCGCCGCCGCAGCAACCAGUCCUGUCAUUACCGAGCUGAAGCUGGGCGGAGGGCAGGUGGACGGAUUCGUGGAGCUGACGGAAGCUCCGGCUGCGAGUCCUCUGGUGCUGGUGGUGUGGGAUGGGAAAACAGACAGGGUGAGCGUCGGGGUGGACGUGGACGUGGACAGCUCCAGGAAUGGGCUGAUGUCUGUGACCAUAGAGAAGAGCUUCAUGAAAGGAGAUGAGUCAGGAGCAGUGGCCAUCUACAGCGGCAGAGCUACAGACUUCCCCGUUGGCAGCCCACUGAGUCAGAUACAGCCUCUAGACGCAUUUGUGUUUGCCGGACCUGGAAACAAGCCGAGUGCCAACCUCACCGAGACUCUCAUCCCUGGCAGGCAGCCGUACCAGCUGAGCAACAGCUUGAGGGAGGGCGGCUUUUAUCUGAGCCGCUGUGGUGUGGCUACGUGGCCCAGAGAUCCUGGCAUCUUCUGGGAGGCUCCACAGACUCCAGGCCUCCCCAACCAGUGCCCCUGGCCCAAGAUCUGUCCCCACAGUAUCGUAAUUCCAGGAGGUACAGAUUCGCCACCUCACCUCCCACCCUGGGGGAACACCGACUUCCUGAUCAAUGAGCUGAACACCGACACACCCGGAGCCGCUGAGGACGGCGAGUACAUCGAGCUUUGGCACCCAUCAGGCCGCAGAGUCUCCUUGCAGGGCAUCUGGAUACUGCUGUUCAGCGCGCACAACAACAAACCCUACAGGGAGAUCAGCCUGAGCGGACACUUCACCACCUCCAAAGGAUACUUUCUGCUGGGCAGCGACAGGUUGGUUCCAGCUCCGUCACUUCGCCUUCCUCCCAACACCAUCCAGAACGGACCGGAUGCCGUGGCGCUCUACCGCAGUCCCUUUGGCCCACCAUCGGCGGGGCAGAGGGGCAUCCCCACUAAAGGCCUGCUGGAUGCAGUGGUGUACCGACAGAGAGGAUCCGAUCAGGAGGCCCAGGAGCUGAGUAAAGCUCUGACACCGGGACAGCUGCCACUGCUGGAAGAUCCAGAGGUUCUGCCUGGUGACGAGGCGUUGAGCCGCUGUAGAGGCCUUUACCCCUAUGACCUGUCUGCCUUUUCAGUGGCUCCCCCCACCCCUCUGAGGGAAAACAGCUGCCCCCGUCCUCCUCCAGCCCCUGAGGGCGUGGUCAUCAGCGAGGUGGCCAGCAGUCACUGGACCAAUCACAGCCAGCAGAGAGCUUUCGUGGAGCUGCAUGGGCCGCCCAUGAUGAACCUGCGGGGCCUGGUGCUGUCUGUGUUCGACCAGGAGCGAACAGGGACCGUCAUCGCACUUCCUCUGACCGGGUAUAUUGACCGGGAUGGAUUUUACAUGAUUGGGAAUGUCACUGGAGCAGAUCAGACCUUCCCGGAGGGAUCCACGGUGCCAGUGCGGGGAGCAGUGGUCCUGUGCUACGACCUGUUCAGCGUCUGCAGAGCUGGAACCGCUCUGACCAAUUCUAGCCUCAGAGACGUGCUUGUGUUCAGUGAAAACCGGCAGCUGCUGUCCUCUCUGUCCACCAGCAGAGGGAGACAAGUGAUGCCAGCUCUCAGGUCGGUGGAAGAUGGUCCAGUCUCCCUCAGCCGGUGUUCCUGCUGCGAGGUGAGGAGCUCCUCCUCCUGGACGAGCUCCUCUCCCACACCUCACAGCACCAACCUCUGUCCCAGCUCCGCCUUCUCCAGCCAGAUUGACCUUUGCCUCGGACCUCUGUCCAGCGACUGGUACGGCCAGUCAGGAGACUGCAGCGGUCUGAUUCACGGGAAGAGAGUCGCCGAGGUGGCCGACUACUUAGAGCAGAGGUGUCACUGUGGCAUUUCUGCGUUGUACCUCCAAGGUGAGUUCCUCUGACACACAAUCGAUUCCACAUCACACCGUCACUAGCUCUGGAUGGAGAACUC
Molecule: messenger RNA, 2737 nt
Organism: Stegastes partitus (bicolor damselfish)
Lineage: Eukaryota; Metazoa; Chordata; Actinopteri; Pomacentridae
Exons: 9
Coding region: 210-2687 (825 amino acids)
Source: RefSeq, a predicted model, not a curated record